GCUUGUUUCAACAUUAUCUGUCUAAUAAUAUAUCUGAUUAUAUAUCUGAUCAUCAUAUGUGAAGUUUUAAAGCCAAAAGCAUUAAACUAACCUCCCUGAGUGUGUAGGAAAUUCAAAGCUGACAAAAAGCACACAGACAUCAGAGCCUCCAUUCUUCAGCGAUCAGACCUUGACUUUCUCACGGCUAGAUGCUGCAGCAUCUCUGAUCCCAUUUCCCGGGAUGGACCUCAAUUAAAACAGCAGCCGGGCCUGAAUGAGGGAAGCAGACAAAGAAAAGAACAUCAAAGCCCUUUCAUGGAGUGCAGAGUCUUAACCUCUGAUCUCAGGGAGGGAUUACUGUAAUUGGACGGCAGGGAUAGACACCUACGUCGGAGAAUCAGGAAGCGAAGAGCAUAGAGGAACGCACCCCCUCCGGAAACCACGAGCCACGAUGGGCUGCAACAUGUGUGUGGUGAACAGGCCAGAGGAACAGUACAGGAUCAUGUUUCAGAAGGGAAACACUUUGCGUCCCAUUGAUGCAGAAGUAAAGCUCAAAGGUAGAAGAACAUCUCACCUGUCUCAGGAUAAAGAUGGGCAACCUCAUGACCCUCUCCUGCUUCAGGUGGUACAUAAGGGUCACAGGAGGAGAUUGGGUGCAGCUGCUGGCACGGCUCGGCUCAUGGAGAUCACAGACUGUGUGGACAACGGCACCCAGACCGACAUCAGCUUCCAGAACUUCCUGAAUGGGGACAGAGGGUCUUACCCGAGCAGUGGAUCACCUAUGCCCCCACCCUCCCCUCCCCUCGCACAGCUGGUGGAGCCAUACCUGCUGAAUGACCUUGGUUCUCUGGGGCAAGAAUAUAGUGAUCCAAAUGACUACUUCAAUGUUGCCAACCAUGAGGUGGAUCAACAAGAGGAACUAGAAUAUGAGGAGGUGGAGCUGUAUAAGUCGAGUCAGCAGGAUAAACUGGGGCUAACAGUCUGUUACCGGACAGACGAUGAGGAAGACCAAGGCAUCUACGUUGGGGAAGUGAAUCCAAACAGCAUAGCAGCAAAAGAUGGAAGAAUCAGGAAGGGGGACAGGAUAUUACAGAUAAAUGGGAUGGAAGUGCAGAACCGAGAGAGAACGGACACUCAUUUGGACCCAGAGGAGAUUGACUGUGAGUUACCUGAAGGGAUGAGUGUGGACAGCCUUAAUACUUCCCAUCUGCCCGGCCUUUACCAUUUCCGCCAACAGAGACCCCAAGCAGGCAUUCCUGAGGAAACCCUACAUCAAGAGACACCCAUGCUCAGCUUAGCAACUCUCAGCAACAGUCAAGAGCUUGACAGUGGUGUGGGCCGAACAGAUGAGAGCACAAAGAAUGAAGAAUCCUCCGAGCAUGACAUCCUUCUGGGCGAUGAGCAGACCAGCACCUCCAACACAAAUGCCACUAACACACCUGGCAGCUUGCGCAAGUUUAGACCCGGCAGGAACGGUGGAGGAGGGAACGACACGCCAUCGCCACUGUUCCCUCUCCGAGAGCUUCACCUUAGCACAGACUCACUGGACUGUGGAAGCGUGGGUGGUGGUUACCUUCACGAUCCCGUCAGUGGGAUGAUAAUGCCGGGCCUGACAGAAGAGGAAUGCGAGAGGUACAGGCAGCUUCUGGAAAUCAAGUGUCGCUAUGAGAAGAGGAUGAAGAAAGUGCAGCAGGUUCAAGAAGAGGAGCAGAAAGAAGGAGAGACACAAGAGGACGCUGAGAAUAGGGAGGAGACUCUGGAUGAGAACAGUAACGAGAACCUGACUCCACAUGAGAUGGCGCUCCUGGAAGAGGAAAUGAGGCACCUUGAGUUUAAGUGCCGGAACAUUCUACGAGCACAGAAGAUGCAGCAGUUAAGAGAACGCUGUUUAAAAGCCUGGCUGAUGGAGGAAGAAACAUCAGGCCGGGCGUCUGCAGAACCUCAGGGGUCUCCAUUGCACGAGCUGUCUGACAUCAAUGAACUUCCAGAGAAGGAACGUUCGGACAAGGACAAGGACAGCACCAGCGCUUAUAACACCGGGGGAGAGAGCUGCAGGAGCACACCUAUGGUGAGUGAGCAUCGACUUCCAGUUUCUCAAAUCGAUGAGUCCACAAGUCCUCUGCCAAGCAGACACAGGGACCGACCAACCUGGAGUGAAAGAGGACGAGCAAGCCUCAACAGUUCAUAUUCACCAAGCAGCUACAAGAAGUUUCAGACUAACAACCCUAUGAACCAGAAAUUCUGCUCACUCACAAGAGAAGGAACCGUCCGUCGCAUGCCUGAAGGAGUGACACAGGGUGUAAAUUCUAGGGUGAGUGGCCAUAACAGGAAUGGAGGUCGUAGCGCGGAGUCAAGUCCUUACUUCACUCGUCGCCGUCAUUCCAACUGUUUCACUCCAGAACGAUACCAGAGUUGCAUGCAUCUGGGAUCCUCACUUUCUGAGAGUUCUGGACCCUUGGAUAGAGCUGUGGAAGGAGAAAGUGAGGCACCAGUGGGCGGCAGUGACCGUGAGGGCCAUGGGAAUAGCACCUUUGGGUCGUUGCCUCACCCCAGCCCAGUGAAGCUUUCUCUGGCCUUACCUUUGCCACUUCCCCCUGCAUCACCACGCAUGGAGUGGAAGGUGAAGAUAAGAAGCGAUGGGACCCGCUAUGUGGCCAAACGUCCUGUCCGAGACCGGCUCUUGAAAGCCCGAGCUAUGAAGAUCCGUGAGGAGCGUAGCGGAAUGACGACUGAUGACGAUGCAGUGAGCGAAAUGAAGAUGGGUCGCUACUGGAGCAAAGAAGAGCGUAAGCAACAUCUGCUGAGGGCCCGCGAGCAGCGCAGACGCCGAGAGUUUAUGAUGCAAAGUCGCUUGGAAUAUAUGCGAGAACACGGUCUGGAUAUGGGCAAGGAGAGCCAGUCGGAGUCCGGCCAGAACCCAGCCUCAAUCCUGGAGCUCAGUCAGAAAAAGAGCUCCAAGAAACGCAACCGACGCAUACUGGACAACUGGAUCACCAUCCAAGAGCUACUUGCACAUGGCUCUCGCUCUCCAGACGGGACGAAGGUGUAUAAUCCUCUUCUGUCUGUUACCACAGUCUGAAAGGAUGGUGAGGAAGGACAACAGGAAGAGAAUCUAUUUUACCGAAUUAUCAAAUACUUUCUUGAACAGUUCUCAACAGUUUCAAGGGUCAUCUGUCUACAUUACUAAUAUGGCUGAGCAACGUCUAGCAACUACCGCUCAUUAAUUUCAACAAAUAAUUUUGUAACGAGUACUUAGAGUUAAAAUAUCUUAAAGUCC
Sinocyclocheilus grahami is the source of this 3256-nucleotide messenger RNA. RefSeq names its product PDZ domain-containing protein 4-like. Bases 431 to 3058 code for a protein of 875 amino acids. Gene Ontology annotation, molecular function: protein binding. The record is from RefSeq and is a predicted model, not a curated record. The transcript is spliced from 9 exons. NCBI's taxonomy places the organism in Eukaryota, Metazoa, Chordata, Actinopteri, Cypriniformes, Cyprinidae.